AUGCUUUUUCCAAAGCUAUCGCUUCAGUUUGCGUCAAAUCUCCAGCAGAGAGACCAACGAUUUGCUUUAUUUGCCUUGAGCGAACGUCUGAGGAUGUACAAGAACUCUGGAUCUCUGAGCCGACACUUCGUCAGUAAGCAUGUCAAGCCGUUUUCGAAUGACAUGCGCUGUGAGUGCUCUAUUUGCGGGGAGAAGUUGGAGUCAAAGUCUAUGCUAUUGAACCAUGCAGAAAGGGUGCAUGGAACUGUCUCACGCUCUUCUAAAACAGCCCUUGGGCUGACAUAG
Molecule: messenger RNA, 285 nt
Organism: Penicillium brevicompactum
Lineage: Eukaryota; Fungi; Ascomycota; Eurotiomycetes; Eurotiales; Aspergillaceae
Exons: 2
Coding region: 1-285 (94 amino acids)
Source: RefSeq, a predicted model, not a curated record